Molecule: messenger RNA, 1074 nt
Organism: Olea europaea var. sylvestris
Lineage: Eukaryota; Viridiplantae; Streptophyta; Magnoliopsida; Lamiales; Oleaceae
Product: rRNA-processing protein fcf2-like
Exons: 5
Coding region: 167-769 (200 amino acids)
Biological process (GO): RNA processing
Cellular component (GO): nucleolus
Molecular function (GO): RNA binding
Source: RefSeq, a predicted model, not a curated record
ACGUCUCCUCUCUCCCCCAGCACUUAAUUCCCGAACAAAUUCUGUACUGUUUUCCUGUCUUUCGAUUGCUUACAACUAAAAAAACCCUAAAUCCCAAUUCCUACGGCGAAUUUCAGCUUUGAAUUGAAGUGGCAAUACGCGUAUAAAUUAAUUAAGCAGCUUCAAAAUGCCUGAAAAAAACGAAGUGAUAGGCCUGUCAUGGGAACCUAAACUACCCGUGUUUUCAUCUGCAUCCACUUCUACAACUGGUUCUACCAAAACCGGUAAUUCCUCAUCCAGUGCCCUCUACAAACCCAGUUCGGAGCUCAUUGACGGCCUCUUCGUUCCUCCGAACGACCCCAGAAAGCUCAAAAAAUUGUUAAAGAAACAAAUUAAAGACACUGCUGGGAAGGGCUGGUUUGAUAUGCCCGCCCCAGUGAUGACGCCAGAGCUCAAGAAAGAUCUUCAACUGUUGAAGUUGAGGAGUGCCAUAGAUCCAAAAAGGCAUUAUAAGAAGGGUGACUCAAAAUCAAAAACACUUCCCAAGUAUUUCCAGGUGGGCACUGUGAUAGAGUCGGCAGAAGAGUUCUACUCCGGUAGACUUACUAAGAAGGAGAGAAAAGCAACGCUUGCUGAUGAGCUGCUUUCUGAUCGUAACCUUGGCACAUAUAGGAAACGCAAGGUCCGAGAGAUCGAAGAAGUGAAUCGGCCAGGUGGGGUGGCCAAGUGGAAGAGAAAUGGCGGGAAGCGGAGCAAGCAUACAAUGGCUGGAAAGAAAAAAAGGCACUGAUAGCUUAGUUCUCAGUCAGAACCAUCCAUAAGACAUAGGUCCUGAAGAUCCGCCACCACUUGCAUGGAGAUUGGAGUAAAUUGCUUCAAGUCAACAAUUUUUGACCUUUUUUCAGAAUGAUUCGCAGUGAGACCUCGGCAAGUGUUUUAUAUUGUAAUAUUAACAGUUAACAUGAGAUUCAUAUUUGAACAAAAGACAAGCAAACUGAAGUGGGAAAAUAACUGAAAUUUCUUCUGUUUAAACCACUUACUCGGUUGGAUGAAUUAAGUUACAUGUAUGGUUGGGAAAAUCAUUCCUUUAGUUCA